This is a messenger RNA of Knipowitschia caucasica, 933 nucleotides long. The record is from the annotation of a GenBank genome assembly. Lineage: Eukaryota; Metazoa; Chordata; Actinopteri; Gobiiformes; Gobiidae.
AUGCCUGACACACGCUCUCCGUGCGGCUGCGAGAUGCUCCACUGCUUCCUCUUCGCCGGUUACAUCGUCACCUUCGUGCUGGGCGUCCCGCUGAACGUCCUCGCCCUCUGCACCUUCUGCCGCAAAGUCUCCCGCAAAGCCACGCCCAUCGACGUCCUGCUCCUCAACCUCACCGUCUCCGACCUCAUCUUCCUCGCCUUCCUGCCCUUCAAGAUGAAGGAGGCCGUGGACGACAUGACGUGGCUGCUCCCCUUCUGGCUCUGCCCCUUCACCGGCUUCAUCUUCUACGUCACCAUCUACAACAGCACGCUCCUGCUCACCGGCGUGGCCGUGGAGCGGUAUUUAGGCGUGGCGUUCCCUCUCAGGUACUCUCUGUGUCGAAGGCCUCGCUACGCCGUCUGGGCUAGCGCCAUCUUCUGGCUGGUGUCGCUAACCAACCUUAGCAUCGUCUACAUCAUGCCCUCCAUCAACAACAGUAGCGUCCCCGCGUCCUGCUACUUGGAUUUCACCCCCAAAGAGUUGGAGGUGGUGCUCCCGGUCCGCCUCGAGCUCUUCCUGGUCCUCUUCUGCGUCCCCUUCGCCAUCUGCGCCUUCUGCUACAUCAACUUCAUCCUCAUCUUGUCGCGUUUGCCGAAUAUCAGCCGCCGUAAGCGCUUGAGGGCCAUGGGGCUGGCGCUGGGGACUCUGCUGGUUUUCGCCAUGUGUUUUGGGCCGUACAACGUUUCUCAUGUGGUGGGAUUUGCUCGAAGAGAGAGCGAGCGCUGGCGGCUCGUGGCGCUCCUGUGCAGCACCUUUAACGCCUGCUUCGACCCCAUCAUCUUCUACUUCUCGUCAGCGGCGGUGCGCGGCGUGUUGAAGAGGUGCUUCCAAACCGUCAUGGCCAAACUGCACAUCCUCAAGUGUCAGAAACCUGCCGUUCAUGUCGUGACCUAA